This is a messenger RNA of Microthlaspi erraticum, 780 nucleotides long. The record is from the annotation of a GenBank genome assembly. NCBI's taxonomy places the organism in Eukaryota, Viridiplantae, Streptophyta, Magnoliopsida, Brassicales, Brassicaceae.
AUGAACGACCUCUUGAAGGGUUCGCAAGAGUUCACCAGAGACCGAUCUAAUAGAAGCGACAUUGAGUCAGGACAUGGCCCUGGUAACUCUGGAGAUCUCGGGCUUUCCGGUUUCUUCAAAAAGGUCCAAGAAAUCGAAAAGCAAUAUGAGAAGCUUGAAAAUCACCUGAAGAAGCUUCAGGGGGCACAUGAGGAGACUAAAGCCGUCACUAAGGCUCCUGCAAUGAAAUCGAUCAAACAGAGAAUGGAGAGAGAUGUUGAUGAAGUAGGAAGAAUCUCUCGUUUCAUCAAAGGAAAGAUCGAAGAGCUGGAUAGAGAGAAUAUGGAGAACCGAACUAAACCGGGUUGUGGGAAAGGAACUGGAGUAGACAGGACAAGAACAGCCACAACUAUAUUGAUUGAAACCGGAGACAGUGAGCAGAUUUUCCAGAAAGCAAUCAUGGAGCAAGGACGAGGUCAGAUAAUGGAUACACUGGCUGAGAUUCAGGAACGCCAUGACGCUGUGAGAGAUUUAGAGAAGAAACUUCUUGACCUUCAACAGGUGUUUCUUGAUAUGGCCGUGCUGGUGGAUGCACAGGGAGAGAUGUUAGACAACAUAGAGAAUAUGGUUUCAAGCGCUGUGGAUCAUGUUCAAUCCGGGAACAACAACCUAACAAAGGCAAUAAAAAAGCAAAAAAGCUCAAGGAAGUGGAUGUGCAUUGCCAUUCUCAUCCUUCUUGUCAUCAUCAUCAUUACACUUACCUCUGUUCUUAAACCAUGGAAACAGAAAAACGGUGCCUAG